CUCGUUUUGAACACUUCAUUUCAUUGGACGGUUUAUGCAGAGAGUCGCGGAUGAGGUAAGCACUUUCAACAUGUCGGAGGGAAAAGUUAUCCCGGUAAGGGUCGCUGUACGUGCCCGUCCACUCAUCCCAAAAGAGACGAAUGAGGGAUGUCAGGUUUGUGUCGGUUUUACUCCUGACGAGCCACAGAUUAUCCUUGGAAAGGACAAAGCCUUUACAUACGAUUAUGUAUUCAACCCAUCACAAAGCCAACCAUUCGUAUACCAGGAAUCAGUAUUCCCACUCAUUAAACAUAUAUUCAAAGGAUACAAUGCUACUGUAUUAGCUUAUGGACAGACAGGAAGUGGUAAGACAUUUACCAUGGGAGGAUGCUAUGAGGCAUCACUUAAUGAAGAUGAAGUAGAGAUGGGGAUUAUUCCCAGAGUAAUACGAGAGCUAUUUAAUGGCAUCACAGACAGACCUGAUUCUGAGUUUACAGUGAAAGUUUCAUACCUAGAGAUCCAUAAUGAAGAUAUAAAUGAUCUACUGUGCCCACCUGCUAAACGUGAACCAUUAGCCAUAAGGGAGGAUGUGAAUGGACAGAUAAAGCUACCAGGUUUGUCUGAGGUGGUAGUGGAAAGCUUUGAAGAAACCAUGAACUGUUUACAAAGUGGUUCAAGUGGACGAACAACAGGUUCAACAGCCAUGAACACACAUUCAAGUCGUUCCCAUGCAAUUUUCACAAUUCAAAUUGAGCAGAAGAAAAGGCAAGAUAUGGAUGAUGUUUGUAAGUGUAAGUUUCACUUAGUUGAUCUGGCUGGAUCAGAGAGGGCCAAGAGGACACAGGCAGUAGGGGAGAGGUUUAAGGAGGGCGUCAACAUUAACAAGGGAUUGCUGUCACUAGGAAAUGUCAUCAGUGCUCUAGGAGAGGAGAGUCAGGCCAGGAAUCACAUUCCUUACCGAGAUAGCAAGCUGACAAGGUUACUGCAAGACUCGUUGGGAGGAAACAGUUAUACUCUAAUGAUUGCCUGUGUGAGCCCCGCUGACUCUAACAUGGAGGAAACCCUAAACACAUUGAGAUACGCUGACCGAGCAAGGAAAAUCAAAAAUAAACCUAUUGUCAACAGAGAUCCUCAGGCUGCUGAGAUAUACCGCCUUAAACAGCUGGUGCAACAGCUCCAAGUACAACUUGUCAAUACUGGUGGAGGCGUAUCAUUAAUGAGUAUUGACACAACAUCUUCCUCAUCUUCAUCUGAAGAUCUCAAAUCAAUUGCAGAGAAGAACAAACAGUUGGAGGAAGAGAAUAGCAAGCUUUCUCGUGAGCUGCAGAGGGCUGUAGAUCAGAGCACCAACAUGUGUGAGAAGGCUAUCAGGCUGGAACUAAAGUGUGAGAAAUUAAAGACCAAGCUAGACAAGCUCAAGUCAGACACAAAGAUAGAUCUUGAAGUUCUUGGUACCAGUAUCAAUGCAGAGCAAAACCCAGAGGCACAAGAACAAAUAGAGAGAAUACGAACAUUGACAGUCAGCAUACAUCAAGAGGAGCAAGAAGAGGGGUCACUAUCAAUUGUUGAAGAAGAGGAAGAGGAAAAUGAAAAUGAUAAUCCUCCUGAAACCCCUGACAGCCGAGCUCGCUCUAAAGAGUUCACUCUCCGCCAGGCCAAAAUGAAUAGGGAACUUCAGGAGCUAAAUAGAUUACUGGAGACAAAGGAAACCCUGGCUACCAAAAUGACGUUAAACGAUGACCAGAUGAAGUCAAUCCGUGAACAACACGAAUCCCAGAUGAAAGAGUUAGAGCAUCAAUUAACUUUAGCACAAAAACAAAAGGAAGAAAUGCAACAGGCUUUAGAUGAUGCCAAGAGUAAUGCAAAUGCAAACAGAGUUGCUGAACAGAGAAGAUUGCGCUUGAAAGAGUUGGAACAGCAAAUUUCUCAGCUACGCAAAAAGAUGACGGAACAGGAAAAAAUGCUAAAAAUGAAAGACCAGAGAGACAAAAGUGUCUCCAAUCUCCAGGGUGAAAUACAGGGGUUAAAACAUCAGCGUGUGCAGUUGAUGAAGAGGAUGAAGGAAGAAUCUGAUGAUUUCAGGAAGUUCAAACAACAGAAAGACAAGGAGGUAGCUCAGCUGAUGCAGAAAGACAGAAAAAGACAGUUUGAGAUCGCUAAGCUGCAGCGUCAGAAUGAACGACAACAGUCUGUACUGAAACGUAAAAGUGAAGAGGCUGCUGCAGCCAACAGAAGGUUAAAAGAAGCAUUGUCAAAACAGAAGCAGAUCCAACAGGAAAGGGCAAAUAAAUUAGAGACCUACAAUUCAUCUUCCAUAGGAAAUAGAGUCAGGUCCUGGCUAAGCCAUGAAUUAGAGGUAAGAAUCAGCAUUCGAGAAGCUAAGUACCAUCUGGAGAGCUUACUAAAUGACAGGAAGGAAAUAGCCAAACAAAUCAAAGAACUGAAAGAGAGGCUAGAGGAUGAGACCGAUGGUCCACCAAUCAAAAAGUUGGCAUGGUUGGCAGAGAACGGUGACAAGACAGAGGUUAGCUUCGAAGUGGACAAGAUGAACAAGGAGCUGAAAGUUCUGGAGGGAGAAAUGGUGCUGAGAAAUGCUCAGAUUUCUGAGCUACAGCAGAAAAUUGUGGACGCUGACCAAGAUAUCAAGGGCAAGAUAUCCUGGGACACUUUGCACACGAUGGUAGAGGCUAAAUGUGCUCUCAAAUGGUUGAUGGAACAGGCAGUGUCUUCUAAAACAGACUUGACAAGGACGCAGGGAAAACUAAAGGAUUCUGAGUAUGACGACAAAGACCUCAAAGAGGAGAUUGAGAGGUUAGAAAAGGAACUAUCGGACCAGUCAAAUAAACAUGAGAAAAAGAUCACAACACUGCAGAAACAGCAAGAGGAGAAGGUGCUUUUCUUGUUGAACAAAAUAAAAGGAAGUGCUAAUGUUGAAUCUGCUGAUGAGGACCUGAAGGAACGCCUAAAAUUUCAGGAGGGGGAAAUAGACAGACUGAGCUCCUUAGAGGAAGAAUUAAACAAGAAAUCAGAGGAGUGUGAGGAACUGAAAAAACAAAUGACCAGAGCCAUGUAUCAGAAUAAAAGAAUGGCCCUUCUGCCCAGCAUUGAUGAUCCCAAGUCAUCACCAUUUCUGUCACCCACUCCAAAACCUAAGAUAAAGAAAAAGAAAAAGCUUGAGGAGGAGGCAGAGGAGGACUGGGAGGAGACAGAGGAGGAGAGCUUCCUCACUGAGGAUGACUCCAGUGAUGAGGACUGGAGAGCUACACCAAUGUACAAGAGGAAAAUGGCCAGCAGGAAGACCAUGGGUGGAGAAAAUUCUUCAAUCAAUGACAAGUCAACCAAUGACAAAUCAGCAGUGGAGACAUCACAAGUGACCAAAAAAUCCAGUUCAUCUGCACUGAUUUGUAAGUGUAAGACUAACUGCAGCAGUCGAAUAUGUUCCUGUAAGAAAAAGGACAACAUGUGUACAGACGGAUGUGGGUGUGACGUCAGCAAGUGUAAAAACAGGGAAGCCAACUCUGACCAGGAAAAUAAAGAAGAUGGAGAUCCACAGGCCACUCUGAACAGUACAUAUAAUCUGGAGGAGACGAGUGCCAAGGAGAACACUCAUAAGAAUCCAUUAAAGGAUUUAAUCAGCUUCAAUGAGGGGAACCGCAGUUCUGAUGAAUUCGUUGUACCAUCUGCUGUUAAAUCCAAAAGAGCAGAAUCUAGUGACAGUGUCAACCUCCUGGAAGGGGGAGUCAAGAAGAGGAGAAAACUGUUCAGCACCAGUGCCAGGAAUAACAGUACCAGCUUCUUUGGCCCCUUGGAGUGAAUGACUUAUAUGUAGACCCUUUUUAUUUGGGUAUUUAUUUUUCAUGAUUUAGAUGUAAAAAUAUUUUUUUAAUAGUUUUAGAUUAAGGAUAUGAUUGGAAGUCAGUAAGAAAUGAUAGGAGAUGAAUGGAUUUUAUGUGUUUUAUUGAACUGAGCUACUCAUACCUUGUAGUUCAUAUACACUUUAUUGUGUAUUGCUUUUCUCCAUGUUCUAAAAAUGUUUUUCUCUCAUUUUCUUUCUCUCUCUCUCUCUCUCUCUCUCUCAGAAUGUAACAGCAUUCAUUCAUCAAUAAAAACACAUUUAGUUACAAAUGUAUGUUGUAUGUACCAGUUACAUGUACAUCAUCACUGAAAAAAGUGCUUCAGAAUCCUAUGAAGUGUUGUGAAUCGUUAUAUGUUUGAGUUGUUGAGUGACAAAUAAAUCGAAAUUUAUGACUGUCCAAAAUUUAAGAUUGAAAAUGUAUUUUGUUAGACAUUAUGGUAAUGUAAAAUCUGGCAAAUUUUUCUCACGAAUUUCUCCUUUUUCUCUGUGUCUAUAGUUCAUUGAUUUUGAGUACAAUAUAGAUGUCUCAUAGUGUCCACAACACCCUGAUACAUGUAAAAAACAUAAAUAAAUAUUACAUUGUAUGUUUCUGAUACAUUAAAUGUAUAUUUUUAUCUGUCAAAUUAUAACCAUUACAAUGAAAUUGAAGAUGAAUUUUUAGAAUAAUUUACAUACCUUUUAAAUUUUGUAUUUUUUGCAGCUUGUUUUAGAAGUGUAGUGUAUUAUUAAAGGUGUAAAUAUGAUUAUAUAUUGAAGAAAAACUAUGGACAAGUAUGUAAAAAAUAAUGGUUUAAUAAACUCUGACCACAU
Saccostrea cuccullata (small rock oyster) is the source of this 4645-nucleotide messenger RNA. RefSeq names its product chromosome-associated kinesin KIF4-like. The record is from RefSeq and is a predicted model, not a curated record. Gene Ontology annotation, cellular component: microtubule associated complex. Gene Ontology annotation, molecular function: microtubule binding; microtubule motor activity; ATP binding. The transcript has 25 exons. Gene Ontology annotation, biological process: spindle elongation; microtubule-based movement; mitotic spindle organization. Bases 35 to 3793 code for a protein of 1252 amino acids. Lineage: Eukaryota; Metazoa; Mollusca; Bivalvia; Ostreida; Ostreidae.